Molecule: messenger RNA, 593 nt
Organism: Phalaenopsis equestris
Lineage: Eukaryota; Viridiplantae; Streptophyta; Magnoliopsida; Asparagales; Orchidaceae
Exons: 4
Coding region: 1-495 (164 amino acids)
Biological process (GO): regulation of DNA-templated transcription elongation; brassinosteroid mediated signaling pathway
Source: RefSeq, a predicted model, not a curated record
AUGGCGAACAGAGCUGCGGCGUCGGAGACGGAGGCCUUCUCCUUCACGCUGCUGACACGCAUUCGAAUCUCUCCUUGCAACUUAAGCUCGGAAGUGCGAUUCUUCAGCAGCUUCCAUGGCGCGAAAAACUCUCUUGAUUUUUGUAUUGAUAUGAUACUUAAUCUUUGUGGCUCCAUUAAUGUUUUAUUUAGAAGAACAGCAAACAAAUCUCCGGAAAAGGAUUCAUUAGACAAUGAUAUUGAUGAAUUUUCUCAGAGGAAAAAAUUACAUCAGACUUCUCUUAGAGAACGUGCUUCUCUGCCAGAACCAUUACCAUUGGAUUUUGUUGUGCAUCCGCCAUCAAAAGUAAAUUGGGAAGAAGUACGUGCACGAGCUAUUAGAGCAGCUAUGAAAGCUAAGAAAGAUAAGAUGCGUCGAAAGCGUCGACGACCAUUUGAUCCACUAAUUGCUCAAAGGAGGCGUCCUUUGUUUAAAGUGCAAUCUUCAGCGUACUAAAGAACCAAGUUUAAAAAUGAGCUUUUAUAUUUGAAGAUUUACACUUGAUUGUUAUACACACACACAAAUGUUGACUUAGGAUCAUCUCUGAGGAUUUU